AUCCGAGGCGGGCACGAGCACGAGCACGAGCACGAGCACUGGCUCUAUUUACCCAGCUGAGCACGAGCAGAAGCAGAGAUCACACGGCGACGGAUGGACGACAUGAGCUGUUUGUGGAUACACACGAUAUUUCUGACGGCAUUCCUGAAGCCCAGUGUUUGUAACACGCUGUGAUAUGACUGAUGUUAUGAUCAGCAACGUAUCAAUGGAAGACGUGAGACUUAGUCCCGGAAAAGACCAUCUCACCUUCCAGAUCUUUCCCGACCCGUCUGACUUUGAACGCUGCUGUAAAUUGAAAGAUCGGCUGCCGUCCAUCGUAGUAGAAGCAACAGAAGGAGAAGUGGAGAGUGGGGAGCUCCGCUGGCCUCCAGAGGAUUUUAUUGUGAGCGAAGAGGAAGAUGAGAAGCGUGAUGAAAAAGUCCAGAACGCACAAAUGCAUGAGACUCCGCAUUAGAGACCAUUAAACUGACGGUAUCUCUUAUACAUGCAUACAUACAUACAUACAUACAUACAUACAUACACUUAUUUGCACGAGCACAAAUGGGUUGGAUUAAUCACGCGUUGCACAAUUAAGAUUGCAAAUUGACAGAAAAGUAGUCGAAAAAAAUCCACAAAUUAUUUUAAUCCACAGGUCUCUAGUAGCCUUUUUUUCAGUCCCAUGACAAACCCCAGGGGCAGAACUCACUAUAAAUUGUUUUCGGUCAGUGUUUUAAUUCAAGACCUUCCACCUAAAGGUGUGUUUGUGUAUUUUCAUGAUGCAGAAUGCUGUAAAUGUUGUUGAGUAUUACGGAGUAUCCACGGUUGGCAAGCACAGGACAGUGGAGACAUGUGAAGGAUACACAAAUGGUGCUUAUUGUGGGAACUAAAGUAAAUCAGGACUUUAUCUUUCAUUUCUGGGGGUUCCAAAAGAAUACACACAAAUAACACAAUAAACUAUCAUUAGCAUUUGUAAGGGGUGAAUUUCACUGUAGAUAUUUACUGUAUAUCACUUCUGUCUCUAUCUGUCUUGUUAUAGAUAGACGGUCAGUGGUCGUAAAUAUGAAAGAAAACAAUGUUUGUUUUGUGGAGAACCAUCAACAGCACAAGUCUCUUUGUUGUCUGUUUUAUUGAGAAAUGUCGUCUUUCUCUUCAGUAACAUGCAAGGGACUCUGAAAGCAGAACGUUGUCUUGACCCUUUCCCAAUAAGUCCUUUGUGAAUAAUGUGUGUUCACAUGUGCCUUGUGUGAUAUUGUGUUUGUACGGCUCGGUGAUCAAUAUCUGUUUUCAGGUCAUUUGUUAAAUGCUCAGGGACGAAAGUCAACCUUGUGUUUUUAUUUGUGUAUGCACACCACUUUUUCUCUUUUUUUUGUCUGAUUUAAAGUGUUAGCAAAUAAAUGUUCAAAUGUA
Triplophysa dalaica is the source of this 1386-nucleotide messenger RNA. It is a transcript of the gene lbh, whose product is annotated as LBH regulator of WNT signaling pathway. The record is from RefSeq and is a predicted model, not a curated record. Gene Ontology annotation, biological process: positive regulation of DNA-templated transcription. The coding region runs from base 176 to 454 and encodes 92 amino acids. Gene Ontology annotation, cellular component: nucleus. Lineage: Eukaryota; Metazoa; Chordata; Actinopteri; Cypriniformes; Nemacheilidae. The transcript has 3 exons.